AUGAUGGCGCUUACUCAACUGUUACCUUCCUCUCCAGAAAAGCUCUUCUUUCUCUCCAGCUUCUUCCUCCCUUCACUUCCUCCGGAGAUUCGCAGAUGUAACCUAGUUACUAAAACCAGCUCCAAGAAAUUCCGAAGUUUGUCUUUGGACGUCUCCUGUUCAGCUCACAAGAUCGUCCGGAGUCCAUCUCUAGACAAACAUGUAGUGAAGCAGUACAGAGUUCGGUUUGUGCAGAAGCUGAAAACUCUACUCCUCUCUAAACCAAAACACUUCAUUCCAAUUCAAAUCCUCUACAAAUGCCGAUCUUACCUCUGCAUCGAAAACCCUCGCACAAUCGUCUCCAUGAUCCGCCGCUAUCCCACAAUCUUCGAACUCUUUACAACCCCUACACCACAUUUGCCUAUCAAUGCCACCAAGCCCUUAUCUCAGCUCUGUGUCCGUAUGACGUCAGCUGCAUCCUCCCUUGCCAUGCAAGAAUUGAACCUAAAGUCUGAAAUUUCUGAUAAGUUAGCCACUAAGCUUCAGAAGCUGCUAAUGCUGUCGUCUCACCGCAGGUUGCUUUUGUCUAAACUUGUUCAUAUUGGUCCGGAUUUUGGCUUCCCUCCUAAUUUCAGGUCUCGCCUCUGCAAUGAUUAUCCUGACAAGUUCAAGACUGUGGACACUUCUUACGGAAGAGCGUUAGAGCUUGUCUCUUGGGAUCCCGAAUUGGCGAAGCAAAUGCCGUCUCCUGAGGUUGAUAGACGUUUGAUCGUUGAUCGUCCUUUGAAGUUCAAGCGUUUGAAUCUCCGGAAAGGUUUAAACUUGAAGAGGAGACACCAAGAUUACUUGAUCAGAUUCAGAGACUCACCUGAUGUGUGUCCUUACAACACAUCGACUGAGUGUCUGGCGAGCGAGUCGAUUGAGGCGGAGAAGCGAGCUUGCGCGGUUGUAAGAGAAGUGUUGGGGUUAACGGUGGAGAAACGGACUUUGAUAGACCAUUUGACACAUUUCAGGAACGAGUUUGGUUUACCAAACAAGUUAAGAUCAUUGGUAGUGAGACAUCCAGAGCUGUUCUAUGUGAGUAUCAAAGGCACUAGAGACUCUGUGUUCCUCGUCGAAGCGUACAAUGACAGUGGCGAUCUUGUAGAGAAAGACGAGACGUCGGUGAUCAGAGAACGUUUGUUAGAUCUUGUUCAAGAAGGGAAGAGACUUAGACGUGAACGGAGAAGGAAAGGGGCCAUACUCGGCGAUAAAAGCAUGAAGGAGAAGAGACAGGAUGAUGAUAACAGUGAUGGAGAGAUCAGUGAUCUGGAUGAUGAAUAUGAAGAUGGGUUUGAGAAUUUGUUUGAUUCUGAAGAUUCAGGUGUUGAAUAUCAUUUUGAUGAAGAGGAUGGUGACGAGGCAUGGGUUAGUAGUGGUGAAACUGUAGAGUAUUGGAGUAGAAAGCUUUCUUCUUCUGCUUCUGAUAGUAACAAUGAUGAAACAAAAAGUGUUAUUGAAUCAUGGUGA
Molecule: messenger RNA, 1488 nt
Organism: Microthlaspi erraticum
Lineage: Eukaryota; Viridiplantae; Streptophyta; Magnoliopsida; Brassicales; Brassicaceae
Source: the annotation of a GenBank genome assembly